ACCGUACAUUCAAUCAAACUGGCCCAUCAAUUUUGGAUUUCCUACCCGCCGCCGGGGGCGGGCAGCUCUAGCGGUUCCAAGGACAAGGAAAAGGACAAGCUGCAGGAGGAGGAAAAAAGGAGCGCCACGCGCGAAGCUCGCCAGCUGGAGUAUGACGCAGCGGUAAAGGAACAUCACCGUUCGCAAAGGGAACAGUGGGAGAUCAGACAAUUGGAUAACGACCUCUUGCAACAAAGGCAAUCGGAAAGAGACAGAGAAACCAAAGAGAAGGAGUUGGCAGCCGAACAACGUUUGCUGCUGGCAGACGAUCAUCAGCCCGAUGAUACUGAUUUAAAGUUCCUGUGUAGAGCACCUAUAGCAAGCUUAGACUGCAUGGAAGAAUUUAGUGCAGGAAGCGCGCUAAGCGCUCUUGCUGGAGAACGACCCGGAGACAGCAUGACCAAGGAGCAGCUCCUUCUUGGCGGUCUUACGCACACAACUCCCGCCGCCCCCCUUCAACUAGCAAGACAAGCAUCUGUCACGCCGGGACUGAGAUACAGGAAUUUGGGGAAGAGCGGGCUCAGGGUUUCCAAUAUAGGCUUGGGUACCUGGCCAACUUUUGGCCCAAACGUAACUGAAGAACAAGCAGAACAAAUAAUCGUAUUGGCUGUGGAAAGUGGCAUCAAUGUUUUCGAUUUGUCCGAAGCACAUUCAGGGACACGAGCCGAAGUAGAAUUAGGAAGGAUUUUAACGAGAAGGGGUUGGAAAAGGACGAGUUAUAUUGUAACCACCAAAAUUUACUGGAGCACAAGAUCCGAGGAAAGGGGACUUUCACGGAAACACAUUAUCGAAAGCGUCAAAGCAAGUCUAUUAAGGCUACAGUUGUCCUACAUAGAUGUCGUUAUCGUUCACAAAGCCGAUCCGAUGUGUCCUAUGGAAGAGGUGGUUCGAGCCAUGCACUACGUGAUCUCCCAGGGAUGGGUGAUGUACUGGGGGACUGCCAGAUGGUCGCCGGUGGAAGUGAUGGAAGCGUACACCAACUGCAGGCAGUUCAACUGCGUCACCCCCAUCAUGGAACAGGCGGAGUACCACAUGUUCUGCCGCGAGAAAACCGAACUGUACAUGCCGGAACUGUACAACAAAAUCGGCGUGGGCCUGAUGGCCUGGUCGCCCAUUUCCAUGGGUUUUUCCCAGGGGAAAGACGAUGGUAGUACCAUUCAAUUGUUCUCGAGGGCGAGUUUUAAGAACAAGUACAGUUCCUUUUCAUGGACUGAGGAUGAGACGGCUGCUGCCAACAAAGAGGGAUUCGGUUGGAUGAAAGAAAGGAACCAGCCGGAAGAGAACAGACGUCAGGCGGAAAGAAUCAGGGAACUCAACGCGGUUGCCGAGAGACUGGGCUGUUCCUUGAUGCAGUUAGCUGUCGCGUGGUGCUUGAAAAAUGAGUCCGUGCAAUGCCUAUUGCUAGGUGCUAGCUCCACCGAUCAACUUUAUGAUAGUAUUCAAUCUUUACAAUUAAUUCCUAAAUUAAACACCAACAUGGUAGCCGAAAUUGAACGUAUUUUAGAAAAUAAGCCCUCCCGACCCCCCAUGGUGUCAACUUUGGCGCUUAGAUGACAGUCAAUGUGCCCCCCUGGGUCCAUCAGUGGUGGUCAGGGAGGCACCAGCAACGCAGAAAGCCCGAAAGGCGACGACGUAAGCACCGCAGACACCGCCGACAAAGAGAGCCAGAAGAUGCCUUUCUGUGAGAUUCAGUGACAAAAAGUUACCGAGUUCGUGAAAACUCGUAAAAUAAAAACACCCGACGACAAGCCGAAGGAGAAGGUGCGCUGGUCCUACAGCCCCGAAGACGGACCCAAGUGCACCACUGAACCCUUCGUGUGCAAGAAAAAAGACAAAAAGACAGCGCACAGCCCGGUGCAGGUAUGAAACGAAGUAAAAGAAGUUUUGCUGUAAAACUUCCAUUUGGUCCCAAACACAAAGGUUUUUCUGAACGAGAGAAGGCUACCUGGCUAAGUAUCUAAAUCAUCGUCAAGGCCACCACUUUUAAUUGGAACCUUCCAAUCACAUGUAAAAAUAGAUGCAAUUGUGCCAAGGUAGGCAAUUUGUGUGUCCGUUUCAAUGAAAACACACCUAGAUAAAAAAAACGAAAUUUCGUUUACAUUUCUACUUGAUAACUAAAUUAAUAAGUAAGGUAUGGAGGCAAUUUUAAUACUUUACUAUUUACCUGGUCAUGUCGUAAGUUCUGUCUUUACUUAUUUCACUCUUACAUGUCAAAAUAAAUAU
Brassicogethes aeneus is the source of this 2262-nucleotide messenger RNA. The record is from the annotation of a GenBank genome assembly. NCBI's taxonomy places the organism in Eukaryota, Metazoa, Arthropoda, Insecta, Coleoptera, Nitidulidae.